Messenger RNA from Rotaria sordida, 567 nucleotides. The record is from the annotation of a GenBank genome assembly. Lineage: Eukaryota; Metazoa; Rotifera; Eurotatoria; Philodinida; Philodinidae.
AUGCAGUGGUAUCUCCUUACCAUACUUUUCCUUUUUGAUGGUGUUCCUUUAAAAGCAUUAGCAGCAGACAAUACUGGGUUAGAAAAUCAAGAAACGAAUGGUUUUACUGACGCUCAGAAGACAUUCCAAGAAGAAAUGCUGAAGGCUCACAAUAAUUAUAGAAAGCAACAUUGUGUGCCGUCACUUGUACUCGAUGAUGGUCUUAGCCGAGGCGCUCAAUCCUAUGCUAAGACUCUUGUCAAAACCAACGUAUUUGCUCACAGCACGGAUAGGGAUAAUGUUGGCGAAAAUCUUUAUAAAAAGUCCAGCUCAAAGGCUCUUAAAUUGACUGGUGAUAAACCGACAGACUCCUGGUACAAUGAAAUCAAAGAUUACGACUUUAACAAGCCUGGGUUUUCGUCUGCAGCAGGUCAUUUGACUCAAGUUUUAUGGAAAAAUUCAAAUAAACUCGGCGUUGGGAUUGCAUACAGUGCCGAUGAGCGUAUUGUUUAUGUCGUGGCUCGAUACUCACCAGCGGGCAAUGUUCUUGAGCAGUUCGACGAAAACGUCUUGUCAAAAUGCUCUUAA